Punctularia strigosozonata HHB-11173 SS5 is the source of this 869-nucleotide messenger RNA. RefSeq lists its product as uncharacterized. The coding region runs from base 1 to 780 and encodes 259 amino acids. The transcript has 2 exons. The record is from RefSeq and is a predicted model, not a curated record. Lineage: Eukaryota; Fungi; Basidiomycota; Agaricomycetes; Corticiales; Punctulariaceae.
AUGGAUCUUCCGAUCCAGUGCACUCGGUGGUACCUUCCACUCCUCCUCCUCCCGCUGCCCACCGCGCCCGCCUACUUUCUAGUCCUCUUUCUCUUCACGCUCACGCUACACGCCCAGCCAUGCUUCUACUGCAUCUGCCUCCUCACGGCUCUCUUCCUAUCCUCCUGCUCGCGGCACCCCGUCCCGCUCUCCGCGCCCAUGUCUUCCUCCCCGACUCUUGGAGAAGCACCCGCGACUACCUUUGCUGACGCGCUGCGUGCCCUGAUGCCCGACCUCGAUGCACGCCUAGCGGCCGCAGACGUGCCGCUCCCUGCCUCGCUCGAGCUGUGCGACCGGUGCUUCGUCGACUUUGCGGGGUCCGAGAGCGUAUUCGAGCCGUUCAACGUCACCCGGUGGGAGUGGCGGAGCGUGGAGCAGCUCAAGGCGGACCUGGAACGGCGGGAGAGGGAGUACUGGGAGCGGGUGCGCUCUGAGGCGGGUGAGGAUGGGUCCCCGACGGAACUGGACCGUGCCGCUCCCGACGACGGGACUGGAGCGACGGCGGCGCGGACACGUUCUGGAACAUGGCGGGGCGCGUUCAGCUGGCUCAAGGGCAGCUCUAUCGGGCAGCCCGUACCCGGAGGCGAGCCGUCACCGGCUCCGAGGGAGGCAGCGGCGCCUUCCGACGCAACGCGCGAGCCGGCGCAGAAGCUGCCGUGGCUGAGGAAGGAAUACGACCUCCGUCCAUUUGGAUUCGACAUUAUACUCGACUUUGGGUGGUCAAGGACUUUGGAUACGUGACGAGGGAUCUUUCUCCCAUCGCGCACCUUGUACAGUACGAUCACUGCAAGUAUCUUUGAUGCAUAUAUGCACGAUUACGUGCCUCGUAC